UUCUUCUCACUCUGGCUAUUCAAUAUGGGGACUACGUUGCUCCCCUCAUCCGAGAGUACCUUGAAGAAAAUCUAAACAAAAUUCCUUUCGAUGAGUGGAUUGCCACCAGACUUUCCGUAGAAGUAAUGAACCCAAAUCCCGUCUAUCGCAUAAUCAAGAGGAGGAUCGCCUGGUUAUUUGGUAAAUGGCUCACAGAGAGUAGCGUUAUCACCUCCAAGGCCAAGAUAUAUGAACUCCUGGUGUAUCUCACUUUCCCUCAGAGUGAAGGGUCUGAUCCUGUAGUGAGAUUAACUGCGGCCACAGCACUCAAGGAUUGCAUAGAGGCUAUCAGUUUUGAUCGUGAUCUCUUCCUCCCAAAUCUUCCGAAUGCACUCAAAGCACUUCUCCAGCUGGUCGAUGACACUGAGUCUCAGGAUGCCAAAAAGCGGGUACUUCGAUCGGUAUCCGUUGUGGUAGAUGCCGUUAGAGAACAG
Molecule: messenger RNA, 473 nt
Organism: Acaulospora colombiana
Lineage: Eukaryota; Fungi; Glomeromycota; Glomeromycetes; Diversisporales; Acaulosporaceae
Source: the annotation of a GenBank genome assembly